GCUGGGAGCGUAACACCUGCGUUUCUAGGAGCUUCGUGCUGUGGGUGGCUUAAGAUUUUGGGGUCGUACAGGCCCACACCAGACACGACGUGUGGCAGGAACCUUGGCCUCAGAGAUGGCUCUGAGUAAAUCAAUGCAUGCAAGGAAUAGAUACAAGGACAAACCUCCUGACUUCGCAUAUCUGGCAUCCAAAUAUCCGGAUUUUAAGCAACAUGUUCAGAUAAAUCUGAAUGGAAGAGUGAGUCUUAAUUUUAAAGACCCUGAAGCAGUCAGAGCUCUGACUUGUACUCUCCUGAGGGAAGAUUUUGGACUUUCUAUUGAUAUUCCAUUGGAGAGACUAAUUCCCACAGUUCCCUUGAGGCUCAACUAUAUUCAUUGGGUGGAAGAUCUGAUUGGUCACCAGGACUCUGACAAAAGUACUCUACGAAGAGGAAUUGACAUAGGUACGGGGGCAUCCUGCAUCUAUCCCUUACUUGGAGCAACCUUAAAUGGCUGGUAUUUCCUUGCAACAGAAGUGGAUGACAUGUGUUUCAACUAUGCAAAGAAAAAUGUGGAACAGAAUAACUUAUCUGAUCUCAUAAAAGUGGUGAAAGUGCCACAGAAGACACUCCUGAUGGAUGCUCUUAAAGAAGAAUCUGAGAUAAUCUAUGACUUUUGCAUGUGCAACCCUCCCUUUUUUGCCAAUCAAUUGGAAGCCAAGGGAGUAAAUUCUCGAAAUCCUCGAAGACCUCCACCUAGUUCUGUAAAUACAGGAGGCAUCACAGAGAUCAUGGCAGAAGGAGGUGAAUUAGAGUUUGUUAAAAGGAUCAUUCAUGACAGUUUACAACUUAAAAAAAGAUUAAGGUGGUAUAGCUGUAUGCUAGGGAAGAAAUGCAGCCUGGCACCUCUGAAGGAAGAGCUUCGCAUACAAGGGGUUCCUAAAGUCACCUACACUGAAUUCUGUCAAGGUCGGACAAUGAGAUGGGCCUUAGCGUGGAGUUUUUAUGAUGAUGUAACAGUACCAUCACCACCAAGUAAGCGAAGAAAAUUAGAGAAGCCAAGGAAACCCAUUACGUUUGUAGUGUUGGCAUCUGUGAUGAAAGAAUUAUCCCUCAAAGCAUCUUCUUUGGGCUCUGAGACAGUGGAAGGCAUAGUGGUUGUCACAACAUGGAUUGAAAAAAUUCUCACCGAUCUGAAGGUCCAGCAUAAACGAGUGCCCUGUGGAAAAGAGGAAGUUAGCCUGUUCCUAACAGCCAUAGAAAACUCUUGGAUUCAUUUAAGGAGAAAGAAAAGAGAGCGAGUGAGACAAUUGAGAGAAGUUCCGAGAGCUCCCGAGGAUGUCAUUCAAGCCUUGGAAGAGAAAAAAUCCACCCCCAAAGAGUCCGGCAAUAGCCAAGAAUUGGCCAAGGAUCCCCGGGAGAGUGCCCUGUGUGGGCCUGCUCUGCGGGAAGGCGAACCUGCUGCCGUUGAGGGCCGUUGCCCAAGCCAGGAGUCACCUGCCCGGGAGGAAAACCCAGAACCCAUGGAGGAUGAAAGGAGUGAGGAAAAGAGAGGGAUGGAGGUUUUGGAAAGUUGUAAAGGCUCCAGCAACGGAGCCCAAGACCAAGAGGCUUCUGAGCAGUUUAGCAACCCAGUGGCUGAAAAGGGCAAACAUCUCCAAGGAAUGGCUGGACAAUACCUGUUUAAGUGUUUGAUAAACGUUAAGAAGGAGGUGGACGAUGCCUUAGUUGAAAUGCAUUGGGUCGAGGGCCAGAACAGGGAUUUGAUGAACCAGCUUUGUACCUAUAUACGUAACCAAAUUUUCAGGCUUGUGGCUAGUUAACUCCAAACUCCUUGCACAGCUGGAAUAGUGUGAAGCAGCUUGCUUUGGAGUGUCCUGUAGGGUGACAAGAGGAAUUCCACCACUGGCCCAUUAGAAGCAUUUUGUGGAGUUUAAAAAACAAAAAACAAAAAAAAAUCCCCCAAACCAGAAACCAAUUAAUUCAUUUUUAAACUGCCCCCUGCCCCCCACCCCCCCACCCCGCCCAGCUGGUUUUUAAGGUUACAGGGAAUUGUAGUAUGGUAGUUCAGGAGGAAGAAUUAUAUCAGUAACAACAAAAAGCCAUCAGUAAACUCAUGAGGGAUUUAAAGCCGACUUAAGCUGGUCCCUUCAGCUUUGGACUGGUCGUCUGAGGUCAAAAGGAUUGUUUGUGGAGUCUGUCCUGGGCAGCACUGCCCAGAGCAUCCUGUUCUCUGUCACCCAAGGGUGCUUCUUGAGGAGGGGUGGCUCUUGGCUCACAAUUAGGGCACACAGGCCCUGAUUCUCUCUUCUGGGUCACCCUUCAAGACUGACACUGGCUCGGGUGCAUAUGAUUGCUUGACCCUGUGUCAGUCCUCAGAAAGGAACUGGCCCAGUGGGAGAGUCGAGGAGGAAAGCUUAGUAAUGCCAGAAAGAAGGGCAGAUCUGGAGAAUGGCGCAUUCCUGACUCAGGCUGUUUUGAUGUUGUUUAUUUCAGAAGCAGAAUGAGGUAAGCAAAACUCCUAGGUGUGACUGAGACACAGCAAAACGCACCCAUACCCCCACCCCGGCCUGUCAGAAGCACCGUUUUAUAGCAGUUUCACUGCUGUAUGAUUUUUGUUUUGACAUAUGAAGUGAAACUUGUUUUUAAUAUAAGAAUAUUCAAAAUUGAAAACUGCCAAUCCUGUUUGAAUCGUGGAGUUAGGGAAAAUAUUUUCUUUGCUCUGAGUGGGUAAGUGAUUGAUGAUAGAAAUGAGAAAUGGAGCAAGAGAGUAUGUGCAGUAGGAAGCUUACGAAAGUCUUGUCUAUUGGCAGAUAAUUUGUUACUGAUCAAAUUCUGCGUUUUGUGGCUUCACUUGUAAUCCUCUCUGUGCUUACCUACUCACACUGGGAAUUCUGAGGCCUGGGUCACCAUCCAUGUCCUUAAAACAUGCUUCUAAUCGGAAUGCCGGGGUUCAGCAGAAAGACCUCUGGAAGAGGAGUCUCUUUUUUUGAUCUCUCAGUAACCCUCUGCUGUGCUUGACUUUUAUAGCUUGAUUUUACAUCAGCAGCCCAGGGUUCUAUUUAGACCAAAAUCUUUGAGCAUAGUGCCAGAGCUUCUUGUCAUCUGCAAAGAAGACUGGUGCUGGAUCGUUAGGCCACCCUUUUGAGAGGUGGCGGUUAGGGCAGAAAGCAGAUGACCUUGGCACAUCUUGGCAACAGCUAGAUCAGGCCCUUAGCAGAGAUACAGGAAGUGGAACUAGUGUGCUUCCCUCUGGCAGUGGAGCUGGAGCUAGAGAAGAGAGCGUAUUGACCAGCGUUCCUAACCUGGUCUGUGGACCUCCAGGUAAUCUAGAAGUUUCCUGGAAUUAUUUCCAAAAGGCCUGUGAGCAUAUGUAUUUUGUUAUUCCGCCGCCCCCCCCUCCACCCCCAGAGAGAGGGUCUAUGACAUAGGUCAGUAAUCUAAGGAUUAAGAACCAGUAUUUUAGUCCAACCAUUCAUUUGACAGGAUGAGGAAACCGACAUCCAGGGUCACACAGCGCCAAGAUUCAAUCCAGGACCCUGGAUUCCCUGAGUCCAGUAAUUUUCUGCUAUACCAGCCCAUACCACCAUCCUGGUGUACUUCUUUUUUUUUUUUUACCACUGAGUUACCAACUGAAACUUACCUCUGAUCAAUACCACACUGGCGUCAUAUGCCAGACCCAAACCUAGUUUUCUUGACAUAGUUUUAGAAUAAUUGAGUUAAGUGGCAACUGUUCAUUCAAUAAGUAGUCAAUAAGAAUUUGUUGUUUGAUUGUUUGUUUUAUGAAAGAGUAGCACAUGCUUAUUAAAGAAGAUUUGAAAAAUGAAAGUCAAAAACUUACAACAAAACCACUCCCAGUUUGAACCUUCUCUCACACGGCCACUCUUGGUAUUCGUGUGUUUCUGUCCAAUCUUUCUACAGGUGGGGUGUGUGAGUGAGUGGUUUUAACUUUGGUUGUACUCAUGCUGUAUACUCAGUUUUAUAUUGUGGUUUGUUUCAUUUAAUGUCUUGUAAGUAUUUUUCCAUGUUAUAAUAGUAGUAUAUUUAUUUACACUUCUUGCCUUUUCCAUAUAUCUUUCUGGCACAGUAUUGGCCUUUAAGUCUAGUUCUUAGCUAUUCCCAGAGAAUACUCUGUGUAACUGGAGGCACAAAAGGUGUGUCUGUGUCUGUAUGUAUUUUAGUGCCUAGGUUUAAGGUGUGGUGUCAUGGAGGAAGUUUUAUAGCUAAUAAUCUUAGAAUUUAAAAAUUAUGUGACAAGGGAGACUUCCACAGUCUUAGAAGUACUAGAGCUAUGAGUGCCUUUCUUGCAUUUGGAUGUCUUCAUUUCCUUCUCUGGGAAGAAUAGUUUAUUUCUUAGACUAUCUAAUGAGAGAACACUGAAAACAUUUUAAAAGAACAUCUACAAAUUGUUUUGGUCAUGCAUAUGUUUUAUCGUUGUGUGAUGUGUGAUAGCAUGUAUCUCCAGUAUAGGCGGAAAGGAUCUUUUUCUUUAAAAAAAAUUGACCCAUGUGUCAUAAUGUUGAGUGAUACUCUCCUGAAAUGUCUAGAGGUCAAGUUCAUGUUGGUGGAUUGGCAUGAAAUUAAAUCCUUGUGGUAUUAUCUUAAAUUCUAUUCUGGCCCCUAGAAUUGGCUUCUGAUCUCUUGAUAACUAAAGUGGGAACAGAAGCGGAGCUUGUUUUCUGAGGUGAACUAAAGCUGCUUUUGUUCCUUGGAAUCUGCUUUGCCUCCAUCAGUUUGGUUCUUUCCCCCCACAUCCUUGCCCAGCUGUUCCCACACCAGAGCUUUGCUGCAUGUCCUCUCAGGGUUGACAGCUCUGUGGUGGCAUUUCAGCUAAUCUCAAGGCUUUAUGUAGAUUAGUAUAUAUUUUUAAAAACAUAAAAUGUCUCUUCUCUUGAUAGAAAUCAAAGCUUAUCAUAUGAGCACUUGAACUUCUUGUUCUGAUAGGAAUACUAAAACUACAAGGUGUGGAAAAGAUGCAAGCCUCUGGAAAAUCUGAGGCCUUUUAAAAGAAGAGAGUUGAUGAAUUCUUGACUGGCUGUGGGAGCCCCUCCACCUUCCUUAAACCACAGCGUUUCCCUUUGUAGCCACACGGGGGCAUCUUCGGCCCUUUGAUCAAGUGCCUUAACCACUGUGGGAAUGGAUAAAAUUGUGUCUGUAGUACUUUCUUGAAAUAGCCAAUUGCUACCCAGAUUUGUAUUUUUGUGUAAACAAGUACAUUUUCACAUAAACAAAAUUUGAAAAGUCAAAGUAAAAAGAAAACACUACCCAUGGUCUUAUCUGGCAUAAUCCCUUUCAACCUUUUGAUGGUUUUUAUAGUCCCAGUUGACUAUUUUUUUCUUUUCUUUCCAUCUGCCCUUCUACUCUAGAAUAUAUCUAGGCUGGGCCAGUCCUUUGGAUCAACUUUUUGUUUGUAUUCCAGUUAAUGGGGAUACUGGAGGGAGGAUGUUUAGUUAACUUAAAACAGUAACUUCUCAAAAGCCUUUUAUUUCCUUUCUCUUUGUCCCCAUAAAAUCAGCAAGCCACUUGGCCUCAGUGCUGACACCUUGGAUGCCAUGCCAUCUUUCUCUCUCUCUUCUCUCUCACUCUCUCUCCUUCUAAGAAGAUGAAAUAAACUGUUUACUUAUAUAUAUAUAUAUCCUAAUCUCUGCAUGAGAAAUCUUUCUCCCACACCGUGAACACCUAGCGAGUUUUCCACCCUUAUGGUUUUUCGUGGUCCCAAUUGACUAUUUUUUCUUUUCUUUCCAUCUGCCAUUCUACUCUAGAAUAUACCUAGGCUAGGCCAGUCCUUUGGAUCAACUUUUUAUUGGUAUCUGGUUAAUGGAGAUAGUGGUGAGGGAAUGUUUAGUUGUCUUAAAACAGUAACUUUUCAAAAGGCUUUUGUUCCACAGCCUUUUGUAACAGAGAUCUCAAGAGAGAAACUGUCUUUAAUGUUCUUCUGUUGAUCCUUGUUUGGGUUUAUCUGGCUGGCUGACUAACAUGCAUCUGAUAUGUUGUUUAAAUCCGAAGUCGGUGAGGGUUCUGUGUGGUGUAUGUUACAUAGGUUAUCUAGGCCUUGUUUCUCACAAGAGGUGUCUCUGUGUAGAAGAUGUGUAUUACGGCCCCUGGGGUCUGUGCGGGCUGGCACAGGAUCUGAUGUUGGGGGUGGCUGCCCAGCAGUUCUGCAUAUCAGGAGGAAGAAGGUCCAGUUUGGAAAACUAAGUCAGGAGCCCUCUGGAAGAAGGAAAGUCAAAGGUGCAGCAGUUUUACAGCCAUCCAGGGGGUGCCCUGAGGAAAGGGACGUGACCGCAUUGUUUGUCAGGAAGUUGGUGCUCAGAUUUGGUUUGUUGAAUGGGCAUUAACCUCAGUAAAACCCAGAAGAGGCUUAAUUGAAUGAAUUGGCUUGUGCCUCGUGGAGCAGGGCAUUGAUGGUCCUGAACCUUUCUAAUAAUCGCAAGUAUACACCUCUCGGUGCACUGCCAGCGCAGUGUUAGAGAGCCCUGCACGGGGCUCACCCCACUAACAGUGGGGCGUCACACACAUACCGCAGAGUUCCUGCUCUGCUCUGUGAAGACAUUCAGAUCCUCUGCUGUGACUCACCCAAAUGACUAAAACAGCGGUUGAUUUUUUUAAUUGCUGGUUGGAACAGCUAAUGCUCCGUUUUGGAACAGCUAAUGCUGCCUAUUGGAGGCUGUGCUUUUUACUCCCAGGAACUAUGUUGUGACUGGGUGAAGCCCUGGCACCUCCGAAUGCCCUCUGAGGCGCAGCUUACCUGCCUGUCUCAAUCCAAGCAGAAACAUCAGGGACUCCGGGCUUUCUUCAGGGAAGUAGAGGAUCAUGGGUGCUUGUUAUGAGCAGGGAAUGGAGCGAAGAAGGGGUGGAGCAGACAGCGCAGUUAGUUGUGGCAGAAUUGGUUUGUGUCUGAUGCUCUGAAGAGGGCAAAGGCUAUGUAAAUCCAGGAUACGUUUCCAGCCACCCUAGGGGAGUGAAAGGAAAGCACAGACUUUGCAGUUCAUCAGACCCGGCUUCACGCUGCAGUUCUAUUCCUCUUACGGGUAAGUCAGUUUGUCCUGGGCCUUGGCUUCCUCACGUAAAAGAUGAGGGAUUCUUGCUUCACAGUCGUAGCAGCACUGAGGUGAGAGAAGGCCUGAAACACCCAGGAGAGGGCAGGAACAAAGAGCAGGCUUCUCCACUAGCUCAUCUCUUCUGGUUCUUCUGUGAGUUUUUGACUUCUGAUUAGAAAAUCUUAUAAGUGGACUCAAAUGAAAAGGCCCAGACCUCAGGUAUAUAACUGCAGGUGUAGUGUACCACCUUUGGACCAGAAACAAAACCCGUACUUCCAUGUUAUGGAGGGAGGAACAGGGGACUGAUAUUAGAUUGUCCACCUGCUACAUGGAUUGUCUCAUUUGAUAACCCUGUAAGGUGGUGUGGUGUCCCUGUGUGAUGGUUGAAGGAAAUGGAAGCUCAGAAAGCUCCCAUGACUUGCCCUAAAGUCAUCCACAAAUCUAAGUCAUAGAAAUGGAAUAUGAACCCAGGUCCAAGAAGCUGAGACUGGGAUCUUGUGCCAAAAGUCAGAAUUCUAUGACAAGUGCUGCACUUAGGAUGGAAAUGUACUUCCAGGCUCAUCUGACCCACCUCUAGGGAACGAGAUGCAAUUAUGUGACACAAGGAAGAGAGAAAAGGCAUCUCUUACCCAGCUUCACAGUUUAGCACUUUAAGGUAAUAUUUUCCAGCCUAUGAUCAAUGAGUAAGAUUCAGUAAGUGAAAUUACUUAUAAUUAGUUCUUAAUUCAUGCUACCAAAUCUUUGCAGAGUUUUGCAUUUGGCAGUAGUGCAGAUAAUUAAGUAGUUAGUGAAAGCACAUGUUGGACCAGAAUCAAUGUGAAAUAACUGAUAAUUAGGUAAUGACUCUUUGACAAUACAUAAUUGUAUAAUAAUGGAAAAGAGGUUUAAUUCUUUUUUUAAUAAGGCAGCUCCAAAUAUUUCACAUACAGAACAACACAAAACUCAUGUGCUUUUUGAGCUUGCUGGAGAAGGUAGCAAUUGUCAGAGAAGCAGCAGUCCUCUUCCCCAGGUAGGGUGCGUGAACUAGCGUAAAUCUGGGGAAAAGCAAAGACGCCCUGCCAUCUGGUGGGACCCAUUCAGAGGGAAUGUGGCCCCAGAAAUCUAGAAACCAGAGCCAAGAAAUUCCCAGCUGGGGGACUUGGCUGGUUCCAGCAGCCAGGCAGCCCCCGGGGAAACGGCAGCUUGUGCUGCUGCUGUCCAAAAAGAGGCGGCUCUCCGGAGAGCCCUGCAGAGCGGGACCCCCUCCCAGGACAGUGGGUGAGGUGGGGACCUGCUCCCGUAGACUUGCCAUUGGAAGACUUUAUGUCUCUUGCUGGGAAAGGGGGAGUCCCAGUCUGCUCUAAUGGUGGAUCCUUAUUUCAGACACGUUUGUCCCAGGAUUCCUGCCUGCAGGGCCACAAGUGGGUACGUUUGGGGUCUCUGUGGGCCAAACCCUGGCCAGUAUUUCAGUGAGCUCUGGACCAGUACAGAUAAGGACUUUUUCAUUCACGAAGAAAAAACAUUUCCUCAUCUUCUUUACCAGGGGCCAGGCAAGAAGGGAAAGAGUUCAUGCCCAAGCUUUUAUUCAACUCCUGUUGGUUAUUGCCAUGCUAAAAUCAACGUCCAGCGUUGUUGGAUCUUCUGAUUUUUUGAGGGAAGCCAGAAAUCCAGAUUUAUGAAAAAUUUUUUUAGUUGUGAAUCCUGACCACUGAUUCUUUUAUGAAAACCAUGGUAAACCAUUACUUUAUGACCUCUUCUCCCAUGGGGUGAGAGAACUGUGGGUAUAUUUGCUGCCUCCACUUUGCUCAUUUACUGUAGCUGCUGGCCUGGUUGCUACCUGUCCUCCCUUUCCAGGGCUCUUCCCACCUCUUAAAGGGAGAGUCCCAAGGAUUCUAUCCAUGGGCCUGCUUGCCCUUCGCCCCACUCUGGCUGACCACGUCUGCCCCAGCGACUUCAGCUGCUACUCACCCGUAUGUUCAUCGUGCCCAAAUCCAGACCUCUCCCAAACUUCCAGCAUCCACUGACCUAUCCGCCUACCAGACAUCUCCCUCAGGACCCUGGCUGUGUGACACUCACCUGACUGGCUGUACCUGCUUCUCCUACGUCGUGAUCACCAUCCACCCAGCUGUCCAGAUGAGAAGUCUCUGCUCUUCCCUCUCCUUUCCCACCCGGGACUGAAGUCUUCCACUAAAUCCUGUCAAUUCCGCCUUAGAAAUCUCUCCCCGGUCUAGCUCGACCUGUCCACCCCUUAGUGCCACUGCCUUAAUGUGGUUCCUCAUGGCCCACGUGGACUGUAAGAGUAGCCUUCAUGGUCUCUGGGGAUCUUCAGCGUAAAGCAGCAGAAUAAGCAGAUUUAGAUAUACUGGGGGGAAGCAAGAUGAAGAAACCUGCUUUGGGGGCUGAACCAGGAGCUUUCAGAAGAAAAACUAGGACAGGAAGUAGAUCCAUAUGCACAGGUGAGUUAGCUGAGAUCAAAGAAUGGGAGGUCCUUUCUGGUAAAACACAGGCCAGUCUUUUCCCUGUGUGACAGUUUCAUUUUACAAAAGCAAUACUUUUCAUUAUAAAAAAUUUUAGAAAAUAAUGAAUAAAACUACAGUUCCACUACUCAAAGGAAAUUAUUUUAUAUUUUGUUGUCUUAGUAUUUUUAUAUGCAUAUAUAUUUUUUACACAGCAAAUGUGGAAUCAUUGUACAUUACUGUUGUAUAAUCGUUUUCAUUUAGCAAUACAUUGUGAUGACUUUUUUCUGAUUAUAAAACUAAUAUGUGGUUCAGAAAACUUGUGAAAAUAAAAAUGACCAGUAAUCACACUGCCCGAAGACAA
This is a messenger RNA of Lemur catta (Ring-tailed lemur), 9817 nucleotides long. It is a transcript of the gene METTL16, whose product is annotated as methyltransferase 16, N6-methyladenosine. Bases 116 to 1801 code for a protein of 561 amino acids. The transcript is spliced from 10 exons. Gene Ontology annotation, molecular function: 23S rRNA (adenine(1618)-N(6))-methyltransferase activity. Gene Ontology annotation, cellular component: nucleus. NCBI's taxonomy places the organism in Eukaryota, Metazoa, Chordata, Mammalia, Primates, Lemuridae. Gene Ontology annotation, biological process: rRNA base methylation. The record is from RefSeq and is a predicted model, not a curated record.